Pygocentrus nattereri (red-bellied piranha) is the source of this 6452-nucleotide messenger RNA. RefSeq names its product interferon-induced very large GTPase 1-like. The coding region runs from base 785 to 5815 and encodes 1676 amino acids. Gene Ontology annotation, molecular function: GTP binding. Lineage: Eukaryota; Metazoa; Chordata; Actinopteri; Characiformes; Serrasalmidae. The transcript has 4 exons. The record is from RefSeq and is a predicted model, not a curated record.
UUAAUGCUUUUGUACCAGUCAGCAAUAGCAUCAGAACCUGCUGAUGUGUUAUUUGUAGUUGCUGUCCAGAGGAAAACAAGUAUCUUGUUCUGUGCUUUCACUGUAAAUUAAUGUGAAGAGAUUUUAUUCCAGGCAUUUUUUGUAGCAUUUCUUUUGGUCUAAUCGUCAUGAAAUGUUAAUGAUGUAGAAAAGUAAAAAGUGAAAAAAUGCAGACAUUUUUUCUUUGGAAAGUGACAAUUUAAGAAAUCAAUAAAGUGAUUGGAUCAUGGAUUAUGAGCAGGUUAUCUAUGUAGUAUAUAUUACAGUCAAGACUUUUAAACAAAAUUACCCAAACAUUUUAUAACAUGUGCUAAGUGUGUAGAGAAAGUAAUUUCAUUUUAUUAUUAGAAAAAGCACCUUUCAUAAAGUCAAAACUGAAUGUCGACCAGACUCAUGACAAGGUCUGUAAUGAAGCCAUAUUCAAUAUCCUACGGUACCUUUACAAUAUAACUAGAUUUACUGCAUGGAGCAAUCAGGUUGAUAAAACUACAAUGGAUACUUUAAAAUCAGCAUGUACAGUUUAACCUCAUGCAGAUUUGAUGUGUUGUAGUACUGUAAAUCAUUUUAAUAAAGAAGAUAUUCUGAAUUAUCUGUGAUGGCAUUAUAUGCAUUAGAACUCAUGCAUUAUAACUAAAAUUCACAAUGAAUUCAAUGAAGGAAUCAUCAUAGUAAAAAAAUGACUAAUAAUAUCCAAUUAUCCAUUUUAAAAUGAUCAGAAUAUAACUCUCAGCUGCAAGAGGAAAGCAUGGAUGUAACAGGCAGUAAACAAACAACAGCAAAAGAAAAGGUUUCAAAAAUGACCAGAGGUUUCCGGACUUCAAAGCCACGCACUGUAUGGAACCGGAAAAAGAAGCAUAAUCCUUCAGUUUCAAAAACAUCCAGAAUCCGGACUCCAAAGUCAUUGCCACACACUGCCUGGAACCUAAAGAAAAAGCAUAACCUUUCAGGGGAAACCAUAGAUCUUAAAGAAGUAGAAGACACUGCAGACCAUUAUGAAGCAAAAGAAAAUCCUGUGCGUGAACAAACAGAUCAGCUAUUUACAAGACUUCAGCUAACAACAGAUCACAAUCAACAGUUAAAACUUGCAGACAUUCUUCAAAUAACUGCACAGUCACUAUGUUGUCAAGAACCCAGUACAGAAGAAGAAUUGGCUCAGGCAUUCCUACAAAGGCUGCUGUUGGUAGAUUACAAGGCAAGAAAUAUUCCCAUUAAAGAAGAAGCCAGUAAGUGUUUUCACAGCCAAUCAGAUACACAGAGUACAGAGGAGAAUGACACAUUUGAAAGUUUCCUUACUAAGAAGCCAGAAUUUCAAGGGAAAAUAACAGAAAAACAUUCUAUUCAUUCCAUGGAUGCUCAGAUGGCUGUGUUCCACUGCUCAGAUAGUUUUCUAAAGCAGUUUAUAGUGACCAAACUUUCACAGUGUCAGUACGCUCUGCCUCUACUGGUGCCUAAUCCCUUCACAGGAGAGAUCGAGUUUCCACUGUGGGCAUUCCGUCAGAUCAGGAAAAGCUGGAUAGUCACCAAUACCUCCGGCAUGAAAUCCAACAAAACCAAGCCAAUUAAUGAAACAGAAACUCCAAUGGUAUUCUUCUUCAGGUUUGGAUCUAAUUCCUCAUCCAAGUCUCAGCUCAUAAACGGCCUCAUUGAUGAAAGACACAACAUAUUCUUUCACAGGGACUGUCCAGGAAGUGUCAGAGAUUGUCUACUGAUGGAUGGCAUAGUGGAGAUCACCUGGUAUCUCCCAUCUGGGAAAAACAAUGAUCAUUUCACUGAUUGUAUCGCAUUCUGUAAUCUACAUGGUGAUGCAGAAACUCAUGAGAAGCAACUGGAGAUUCUGACUGAAAUGUCCUCGGUGAAUGUGGUAGUUUUAGGUGAAGGUAACAUCCCAAAUAAUGAAAUAUUAAAGAAGCUCUACAAAGGCUCAAAGCCACUAGUUUGCUUACUCUGCGAGGAUGACUCAAACAACAUUAUGGCAAAAAACCUGAAAUACAAAAUAGGUCUUAAAGGCAGUAAUAAAUCAGAUGUAUCUAAGGAUCUCAGAAAAACUAUGCAAGAGUGUUUCUCAAAAUCACUUUCUACUUUCAGCCUUGAAAAAUUAGGCAAAAACAAGAAAAUCACAGUGGAUGAGAAUUCUGUGGAAUGCCAGAAAGGAAAGGAAGCUGCUAUGCAGAUAAUGACACUAAUGCAAGGAAUGAAACUGUGCAACAUUAAGGAGAAAUAUCUUCCAUGUCAGGGGAAACUGUGGCAUGAGUGGUGCCAGAAAAAAAAAGAACUACACCGACUUCAAGGGCUCAACACAGAGAUGCAGAGAUGUGAAAAAAUAAGUGAAAUGAUGGAAAUUCGCAAGCAGCAGCAUAAACAUGGACUCUCAGAACUUAUGGAACUGUUCAUCUGUACACUGAAGUCACUAAAAGAAAUUGAGAAAUGUUUUUUUCUAAAAUGGCUUACAAUCCUGUUGGAUAACAGUACCACAGAUGAGCUAUCUGGCCUUCGUCAUGAAUAUCAUGAAACAUGGACAAAGAUUUUGAAUCUAAAAGAACAGGGUGAUAAACUAGAACAAACAAAGGAUACACAAAAACUUGAUGAAAUAUCAGAAAAACUUUCUGCCUCAUCUUUUGGUAUGGAACACAUACUCAGGGAGAUGGGUCAGAUAUAUGAAUCAUUUAUGUCUGUACAAAUAGAGACAAAACACUUCACUCUCCCCAAACUUGCAGCUGAGAUCAUGUUAUCUGGACAUCCACUGGAGCUGAUGGAUGGUGAUGCUGCACAUGUUCCUCUGAUCUGGAUUUCUGCUGUUCUGGAUGAACUCAUCAAGAAACUAGGAGACCAGAGAGUUUUUGUCUUGUCAGUUUUGGGGAUUCAGAGCUCUGGGAAAUCCACCAUGCUCAAUGCCAUGUUUGGCUUCCAGUUUGCAGUCAGUGCUGGAAGGUGCACCAGAGGAGCCUUCAUGCAGCUGGUCAAAGUGUCUGAGGAGAUGAAGGAAAAACUGAAGUUUGAUUACAUCGUUGUUGUUGAUACAGAAGGUCUCCGAGCUCUGGAGUCCUCCGCAAUGUCAAGAAGGCAACAGGACAAUGGACUUGCAACAUUUGUUGUAGGUCUUGGAAACAUGACUUUGAUCAAUGUUUUUGGAGAGAACCAAGCAGAGAUGCAGGACAUCCUUCAGAUUGUUGUUCAGGCCUUCAUGAGAAUGAAGAAGGUCAGACUGAAUCCCAGCUGCAUGUUUGUGCAUCAGAAUGUUGGAGAAGUCACAGCUGGAGAGAAAAGCAUCGAAGGACGAAAGUGCUUGCUGGACAAACUUGACAAAAUGACUAAACUGGCAGCUAAAGAGGAAGACUACAAUGCAAAAUGUUUCAGUGAUGUCAUUGAAUUUAAUGUGCAGAGUGAUGUGUGGUACUUUGCACACCUCUGGGAGGGCAACCCACCCAUGGCACCACCAAACCCUCUGUACUGUGAAAACAUUCAAGAAUUAAAGAGAAGUAUCAUUUCUAAAAGUUCUAAAAGCCGUGGUGUGACACUCUCAGAAUUCAAAGAAAAUUUCAGCAGUUUAUGGAAUGCACUUCUCAAUGAAAAUUUUGUGUUUAGCUUCAAAAACACUCUUGAGAUUGCACUAUAUAGGAAACUUGAGCAUGAGUACAGUAAAUGGACAUGGAGUCUAAAGAGUGCCAUGGUAGUAAUUGCGAACAAACUUCACAACAGAGUCAACAAUGAAAAUUCCUUAAAGAUUGAGAAAAAGGACAUCAUGGAAUGCCUGAAAGAGACUAAAACAAAUGUCCAAAGAUCAAUUAAAAAAUUCUUUGAUGAUGACGGAGACAAAGAAAUACUCAUUCAAUGGCAAGAAAGAUUUCAGAGAAAAAUUUCAGAACUUUGCAAUGAGCUUGUAGAAGGAACAAAGAGAAAGUUGGAUGAAGUUACUCGACUGAAAAUAGUGAAGGAGAAAGUAGACUGUGAAAAGAAAACAUAUGAAAACAAGCUUUUUAAACUGAGUAAAGACCUGGCCUUUUGUUUGAAAAACAAAGAAACCAAAGAAGAAGCACUUGAAAAGGAAUUUGAAGAUGUCUGGUCCAAGUGGGUCACCAAGCUGACACCAAACACAUCCACAUUUAGUGAAAUUAAUAUAUGGGAUGAUGUGACAGAGACCUUAUCAGAAAGCUAUGAACUAAGCCUUGUUUGUGAGCAACAGAAUCAGGGUACCUACAAAAGAAUGGAUGUUUUAGGGGAUUUUUCAGACUAUGUCAUUCUUAAAAACCAAGAAGACUCUAACCAAGAAGAUCUUCUGUCAACAAGUACACAUGGAGAGGAAGAUGACAAUAAGAAUGCUAAUGAAUUUGAACAAGCAGCCAAAGAUGAGAAACAAGGUUUGUCUGAAGAGAGUUGUAGAAGUGAUACUUUUUCAGCAGAUGAUAACAAUUCACUGAAUGCUCUCAUUAAAAGCAUUACCACAGACAUUAAGGCAGAAACUCAGAAGGCACCUAUUGCAGAACGUGGAUACAGUCGCAUCUAUAUUCCAAAGAUAAUUGCUUCUGUCAAAGAAAAAGUAAAAGCAUAUGAAUCCAGCACCUCAAAGUUUAUACUCAAAAAGGAAUUCACAGUGGAUUUAUGCCUCUAUGUGUGUAAAUUUGCAGCAGACCAGUUUGCUGAGCUGCACAAGGAAUUCAAGGAAGCCUAUGAUGUAAGACUGUUCCUGGAGAAACAGAGGCCGCAGUACCUCAACAUCUUCAAGAACUACUGCAAUGGUGCGACCUCCACAGCUGUGUUUGGUCAGGUAAUUGUGGAUACACUUGAACCAUCAAUACUGCAGGCAGCAUAUGACCAAACUGCCAUUGAUCUGAGUGAGAAAAUGAAAUGUGACAUUCCUGCAUUUAAAGGAAACAGGUCAAAUCUGGAAAAACACAUUCUGACAUCACUAGCAGUAGAGGAGUCAUUUGAGAAAUACAUUGAAUACAUUCAGAAACCCAGAGAAUAUUUUAACAAUUUUAUCAAGAAGAAGGUCAACGAUUACAUUUUUGAAGACAACUGUUCAGUGGUUCUAGAAACCAUUAAAAGCAACAUCAUCUCCAAAGGAAAGUGUGUGGUGGAUGCUGUGAAUGAAGCAACAGAGAAGAUAAAAAGUAAUGGAGAUGUCAGCAUGUGGCUGCACCAUUUAUCCCAAAAACUAAAAGAUGAGCUUCAGUUUAAAGAAAAGUCGUGUCUUGAGAAGAACGAAAUUACAGACCUUGACUUUCUCUCGCAGGUUGUGAUCAAGGGUCUAACUAGUAUCAUGCCAAAGCUAAGCACUGGCUUUCAAAGCAUUUCUGACCUCAAAUGGGAAAUGUUCAGGAAGAAACCAGAUGAUAUUCUGAUUGAGCACCUCUGCCAAUGCUGCUGGGCACAGUGUCCGUUCUGUAAUGCCAUGUGCACCAACACAAUGGAAGAUCAUACUGGAGAUCACAGUGUCCAAUUCCACCGUAACUGUGGAACAAAUGGAUGGUCUUUUCUUUCAAAAAAUGAGCUUGGGAUAGAUUUCUGCACAACAGCUGUUUCAAAUAAUCUUCUGCAUUUUAAAACAUCUGAUGGAGUGUUUUCUUUUAGAAACUACAGAACUGCAGGUGGAGAAUACGCCAGAUGGAAUAUCAGCCCUGAUAAUUCUGAGAUGCCGUACUGGAAAUGGUUUGUGUGCAGAUUCCAAGCAGACCUGGAAAACCAUUACAAGAAAAAAUUCAUAAGGCAUGGAGAGAUUCCUGUGCAAUGGAGGAAUUACACUAAAGAUAAAGCUAUUGAAAGCUUAAGUGAAUUAUAGUAUUUCUGUGAAAGAGUGAAAACCAUUGAAAUUAGACCACCACCUUAUUUGAACAGAGAGUGGUAAAAACUGACAUGAUCUGGUCAAAACAAUAAAACAUCUAAAUGGACUCCAUAGUUCUGCUACAGAUGUUGGUUAUGUUUUAGAAUUUUUCCUCUUGAGUAUUAAACGAACUGCAUGUGCUCAUCUCAUCUAGACCUAUGGUCACAUUUGAGUUCCACUUUACACUCUCUCUCUCUCUCUCUCUCUCUCUCUCUCUCUCUCUCUCUCUCUCUCACAUCUGUACAUAUUUAUGUGAUUAUAAUAACCCACACAGUCAUUAGAUAAUCAGAUUAUUUUGUGAAUUCUUGAGGAAAUCAUUAAUUACUAUUUUUGGUUUUGUAAAAUUUAAUUAACAUCUUGUUUUGGUGAUGUUAUAAUAUAAUAUUCAAGUAUAAUAAAAUCUGUGUAAUCAAUUCUACACAUAUUCUUUUAAUAUAGAAUUGUAUUAAGAUUUGUGUAUAGUUGCUUAUAGUAACACAGUAAACCUUGGACAAACGUCUGGUAAUGCUGAUCUAUAAAACAAUAUUGCGAAAGAGGAAACAUUCACUUUUUACAUGAAAAACACAUUCUUAAAUAAAUACAGUGAAAAUCUUGA